Molecule: messenger RNA, 7459 nt
Organism: Nylanderia fulva
Lineage: Eukaryota; Metazoa; Arthropoda; Insecta; Hymenoptera; Formicidae
Source: RefSeq, a predicted model, not a curated record
CCUGAAGCCAUUUUUGUGUGUAAAAGUAAAAUCACAAAUAAGUUAGAUUAUGUAGAAUUAUGUGAAUGAACAAAAGUGCGAAAAGUUCUUAAGAAGCUAAUUCUGAAAGACAUUUGACAUUAUGUCAAUCCCACCAUAUUUGCUGGGUCCAAACCCCUGGGCCACAAUGAUGGCCCAGCAACAGGCUCAGCUGGCAGCUGCUCAAGCACAUGCUCAGGCUGCGGCUCAUGCGCAAGCUGCGCAUCAUGCCCAUAUACAAGUUAUGCAAGCUGGACCACCACUGCCUCAAAUUCCUAAACAACCGGAAGUCCUGUCCGAGGAUAAACUUCAAGAGAAAGCGCAAAAGUGGCAGCAGUUGCAGUCAAAGCGAUUCGCAGAGAAGAGGAAGUUCGGUUUUGUGGAUGCUCAAAAGGAAGACAUGCCGGCUGAACAUAUAAGGAAGAUUAUUAGAGAUCAUGGUGAUAUGAGCAGCAGAAAAUACAGACAUGAUAAACGUGUUUAUUUGGGGGCUUUAAAGUAUAUGCCGCAUGCUGUGAUGAAAUUAUUGGAAAAUAUGCCUAUGCCGUGGGAACAAAUAAGAGAUGUAAAGGUCCUAUAUCAUAUUACUGGCGCCAUUACAUUCGUCAAUGAAAUUCCUUGGGUUAUAGAGCCUGUGUAUAUAGCUCAAUGGGGCACAAUGUGGAUUAUGAUGAGACGAGAGAAAAGGGAUCGCAGACAUUUUAAAAGAAUGAGAUUUCCACCUUUUGAUGAUGAAGAGCCUCCUUUGGAUUAUGCGGAUAACGUUUUGGAUGUUGAACCUUUAGAAGCUAUACAAAUCGAACUUGACUCAGAAGAAGAUGAAUCUGUCGCGUCAUGGUUCUAUGAACACAAACCAUUAGUUGGGACAAAACACGUCAAUGGAUCCACAUAUCGGAGAUGGAACUUAACAUUGCCACAAAUGGCCACUUUGUACCGUUUGGCUAAUCAAUUGUUGACUGACUUGGUCGAUCAAAAUUUUUUUUAUCUAUUUGAUCCCAAGUCAUUUUUUACUGCAAAAGCCUUAAACAUGGCUAUACCUGGAGGACCAAAAUUCGAACCACUGGUGAAGGAUUCAAAUGCUGCUGAUGAAGAUUGGAAUGAAUUCAAUGACAUAAAUAAGAUCAUCAUCAGGCAACCAAUUAGGACAGAAUAUAGGAUUGCAUUCCCUUAUUUGUACAAUAACAUGCCACAUUUUGUUCAUCUUUCAUGGUAUCAUGCACCAAAUGUUGUUUACAUAAAGACCGAAGAUCCAGAUUUGCCUGCAUUUUAUUUUGAUCCAUUAAUCAACCCAAUUUCUCAUAGAAAUUCGUUAAAGACAAUGGAGCCACAAAUCGAGGACGACGAGGACUUUAUUCUAUCUGGCGAUGUGCAACCGUUCCUUCAGGAGAUACCUCUUUACACCGACAACACGGCGAAUGGAAUAGCCCUUUUGUGGGCGCCGAGGCCGUUUAACACGCGCUCCGGCAGAACGAGGAGAGCCAUCGACAUUCCAUUAGUCAAGUCGUGGUACCGAGAGCACUGUCCACCUGGACAGCCUGUCAAAGUCCGAGUCAGUUAUCAGAAAUUGCUGAAGUACUUUGUCCUGAACGCUCUUAAGCACAGACCGCCUAAGCCGCAGAAGAAGCGCUACCUGUUUCGCUCCUUCAAGUCGACCAAGUUCUUCCAAACGACGACGAUAGACUGGGUGGAGGCCGGCCUGCAGGUCUGUCGUCAGGGCUACAACAUGCUGAAUCUGCUGAUCCACCGGAAGAACUUAAAUUACCUUCACCUGGACUACAACUUCAACCUGAAACCCGUGAAGACGCUCACGACCAAAGAGAGGAAGAAGUCUCGGUUCGGCAACGCCUUUCAUCUUUGCCGUGAGAUCCUCCGUCUGACCAAACUCAUCAUCGACUCUCAUGUUCAGUACAGACUGAACAACGUGGAUGCGUUCCAACUGGCGGACGGGCUGCAAUACAUCUUCGCCCACGUCGGCCAGCUGACUGGCAUGUACCGCUAUAAGUACAAACUGAUGCGGCAGAUCAGGAUGUGCAAAGACCUGAAGCAUCUGAUUUAUUAUCGCUUCAACACCGGUCCAGUCGGGAAGGGACCCGGUUGCGGGUUCUGGGCGCGCUGGCGCGUCUGGUUGUUCUUCAUGAGGGGCAUCACCCCGCUACUGGAGAGGUGGCUGGGCAACCUACUGUCACGACAGUUCGAGGGCCGUCACUCAAAGGGGGUGGCGAAGACGGUGACGAAGCAGCGAGUGGAGUCUCACUUCGAUCUCGAGUUACGUGCCUCGGUCAUGCACGACAUAGUUGACAUGAUGCCCGAGGGGAUCAAGCAGAACAAGGCGCGGACGAUUCUUCAGCAUCUGAGCGAGGCCUGGCGCUGCUGGAAAGCGAACAUCCCGUGGAAGGUGCCGGGGCUACCGAUUCCCAUCGAAAACAUGAUUCUGCGUUACGUGAAGAUGAAGGCGGACUGGUGGACCAACACGGCGCAUUACAACCGGGAGAGGAUCCGACGCGGCGCCACGGUGGACAAGACCGUGUGCAAGAAGAACUUGGGCCGCCUGACGCGGCUCUAUCUGAAGGCCGAGCAGGAGCGGCAGCACAAUUACCUAAAGGACGGGCCGUACAUCUCGCCGGAGGAGGCCGUAGCUAUAUUCACGACCUCGGUACACUGGCUGGAGUCGCGGAGGUUCGCGCCGAUACCCUUCCCGCCGUUGUCCUACAAGCACGACACAAAAUUGUUGAUCUUAGCUCUGGAACGCUUGAAGGAGGCCUACAGUGUCAAGUCCAGGCUAAAUCAAAGUCAACGGGAAGAAUUGGGUCUCAUAGAACAGGCUUACGACAAUCCACACGAGGCUUUGUCCAGAAUCAAGCGACAUCUGCUAACGCAGAGGGCCUUUAAGGAGGUCGGCAUCGAGUUCAUGGAUCUCUAUAGUCACCUAAUCCCGGUCUACGACGUGGAGCCGCUGGAGAAGAUCACGGACGCCUAUUUGGAUCAGUAUUUAUGGUACGAGGCGGACAAGAGGCGGCUGUUUCCGCCCUGGGUAAAGCCAGCCGACACGGAGCCGCCGCCCCUUCUCGUCUACAAGUGGUGCCAGGGUAUCAACAACCUCCAGGACGUGUGGGACGUGAGCGAGGGCGAAUGCAACGUGCUGCUGGAGUCGAAGUUCGAGAAGCUGUACGAGAAGAUCGAUCUCACGUUGCUCAAUAGGCUGUUGCGCCUGAUAGUCGACCACAACAUCGCCGAUUACAUGACGGCGAAGAACAACGUGGUGAUCAACUACAAGGAUAUGAACCACACCAACAGCUACGGCAUUAUCCGGGGUCUGCAAUUUGCCUCCUUCAUUGCUCAAUAUUACGGACUGGUCCUGGAUCUCCUGGUGCUGGGUCUUCAGCGCGCCAGUGAGAUGGCCGGUCCGCCGCAGAUGCCAAACGACUUCCUCACCUUCCAGGACGUCGCCUCAGAGACAGCUCAUCCCAUCCGGCUCUACUGCCGCUACGUCGAUAGGAUACACCUGUUCCUGCGCUUCUCCGCCGAUGAGGCGAGAGACCUGAUUCAACGCUACCUCACCGAACACCCGGAUCCGAACAACGAGAACAUUGUCGGAUACAAUAACAAGAAGUGCUGGCCGCGGGACGCCCGGAUGAGGCUGAUGAAGCACGACGUGAACCUGGGUCGCGCCGUGUUCUGGGAUAUCAAGAAUCGCCUGCCGCGCUCAACCACCACCAUCCAGUGGGAGAACAGCUUUGUAAGCGUCUACAGCAAGGACAAUCCGAACCUGCUGUUCAACAUGAGCGGCUUCGAGUGCAGGAUCCUGCCCAAGUGCAGGACGACCCACGAAGAGUUCACCCACCGGGACGGGGUCUGGAAUCUCCAAAAUGAGAUCACGAAGGAGAGGACCGCGCAGUGUUUCCUCAGGGUCGACGACGAGAGCCUGCAGCGCUUCCACAAUCGGGUCCGGCAGAUCCUGAUGGCCUCGGGCUCGACCACGUUCACCAAGAUCGUGAACAAGUGGAAUACCGCCCUGAUCGGCCUGAUGACGUAUUUCCGGGAGGCAGUGGUAAACACCCAGGAGCUACUGGAUCUGCUGGUGAAGUGCGAGAACAAGAUCCAAACGCGUAUCAAGAUCGGCUUGAACUCCAAGAUGCCGUCGCGUUUUCCACCCGUGGUCUUUUACACGCCGAAGGAGCUGGGCGGUCUGGGGAUGCUGUCGAUGGGCCACGUGUUGAUACCCCAAUCGGAUCUGAGAUGGUCGAAGCAGACCGACGUCGGCAUCACGCAUUUUCGGUCCGGCAUGAGUCACGAUGAAGACCAACUGAUCCCGAACUUGUACCGCUACAUCCAACCCUGGGAGUCAGAAUUCAUCGACUCCCAACGCGUCUGGGCGGAGUACGCCCUGAAGCGGCAGGAGGCCAACGCGCAGAAUCGCAGGUUAACCUUGGAGGACCUUGAAGAUAGCUGGGAUCGUGGUAUCCCCAGGAUAAACACGCUAUUCCAGAAGGACCGGCACACUCUGGCCUACGACAAGGGCUGGCGCAUCCGCACCGAGUUCAAGCAGUACCAGGUGCUGAAGCAGAACCCAUUCUGGUGGACUCAUCAGCGUCACGACGGCAAACUCUGGAAUCUGAACAACUACCGUACCGACAUGAUCCAGGCGCUCGGCGGUGUUGAGGGUAUUCUAGAGCACACCCUCUUCAAAGGCACCUACUUCCCGACCUGGGAGGGUCUCUUCUGGGAGAAGGCGUCCGGCUUCGAGGAGUCGAUGAAGUACAAGAAGCUGACGAACGCGCAGCGCUCCGGUCUCAAUCAGAUUCCGAAUCGUCGCUUCACCCUCUGGUGGUCACCUACGAUCAACCGCGCGAACGUCUAUGUCGGCUUCCAGGUGCAACUUGACCUGACCGGGAUCUUCAUGCACGGCAAGAUCCCGACCCUGAAGAUCUCGCUAAUCCAGAUCUUCCGCGCCCACUUGUGGCAGAAGGUCCACGAGUCCAUCGUGAUGGACCUUUGCCAAGUGUUCGACCAGGAGCUGGACGCCCUGGAGAUCGAGACCGUGCAGAAGGAGACGAUACAUCCGCGGAAAUCCUACAAGAUGAACUCCUCGUGCGCGGACAUUCUACUCUUCUCCGCGUACAAAUGGACCGUCUCGCGACCGUCGCUCCUCGCCGACUCCAAGGACGUAAUGGAUAACACCACCACGCAGAAAUACUGGAUCGACGUUCAGCUUAGGUGGGGCGACUACGACUCCCAUGACAUCGAGCGAUACGCUCGCGCCAAGUUUCUGGAUUACACCACCGACAACAUGUCGAUCUACCCGUCGCCUACCGGCCUCCUGAUCGCCAUCGACCUGGCCUACAACCUGCACAGCGCCUACGGGAACUGGUUCCCCGGCUGCAAGCCGCUCAUCCAGCAGGCCAUGGCGAAGAUCAUGAAGGCAAAUCCCGCUCUGUACGUUUUGCGCGAGCGCAUUCGCAAGGCCUUGCAACUGUACUCGUCCGAGCCCACGGAGCCCUACCUGUCUUCGCAGAACUACGGCGAGCUCUUCUCCAACCAGAUCAUUUGGUUCGUGGACGACACGAACGUCUACCGCGUGACAAUCCACAAGACCUUCGAGGGUAAUCUGACCACGAAGCCCAUUAACGGGGCGAUCUUUAUUUUCAACCCGCGAACGGGCCAGCUGUUCCUGAAGAUUAUCCAUACCUCCGUCUGGGCGGGCCAGAAACGUCUAGGUCAGUUGGCCAAGUGGAAGACUGCUGAAGAAGUCGCCGCGUUGAUUCGUUCCUUACCGGUGGAGGAGCAGCCGAAACAGAUCAUCGUCACUAGGAAAGGGAUGUUAGAUCCGCUGGAGGUGCAUCUGCUGGACUUUCCCAAUAUAGUCAUCAAGGGAUCCGAGCUGCAGCUGCCGUUCCAGGCGUGUCUCAAGGUCGAGAAGUUCGGGGAUCUGAUCCUAAAGGCGACCGAACCGCAGAUGGUACUCUUCAACCUCUACGACGACUGGCUGAAGACCAUCUCGUCCUACACCGCGUUCUCGCGACUGAUCCUGAUCCUAAGGGCUCUUCACGUCAACACCGAGCGGACGAAGGUCGUGCUGAAGCCCGACAAGACCACGAUCACUGAGCCCCAUCACAUCUGGCCUUCGCUGACCGAUGACGAGUGGAUCAAGGUCGAGGUGCAGCUGAAGGACCUCAUCCUGGCGGAUUACGGCAAGAAGAACAACGUGAACGUUGCGUCCCUCACACAGUCCGAGAUCCGGGACAUCAUUCUGGGUAUGGAGAUCAGCGCGCCCUCGGCGCAGCGUCAGCAGAUCGCCGAGAUCGAGAAGCAGACCAAGGAGCAGAGCCAACUGACCGCCACCACUACGCGGACGGUGAACAAGCACGGCGACGAGAUCAUCACUGCGACCACGUCCAACUACGAGACCCAGACCUUCAGCUCCAAGACCGAGUGGCGCGUAAGAGCCAUCUCCGCAACGAAUCUUCAUCUACGGACCAAUCAUAUUUACGUUUCGUCGGAUGAUAUCAAGGAGACCGGGUACACCUACAUCCUGCCGAAGAACGUGCUGAAGAAGUUUGUCACGAUUUCCGAUCUACGAGCGCAGAUCGCUGGCUACCUGUACGGUAUCAGCCCUCCCGAUAAUCCUCAGGUGAAAGAAAUUAGAUGCAUCGUGAUGGCGCCGCAAUGGGGCACUCAUCAGACCGUUCAUAUGCCAAACACAUUACCCAAUCAUCAGUACCUGAAGGAGAUGGAACCGCUGGGUUGGAUACACACACAGCCCAACGAACUGCCCCAACUGUCGCCUCAGGACAUAUCCACCCACGCCCGGAUCAUGGCGGAGAACUCCAUCUGGGAUGGCGAGAAAACCAUCGUCAUCACCUGCAGCUUCACACCCGGUUCCUGCUCCCUCACAGCGUACAAGUUGACCCCGAGCGGCUUCGAGUGGGGCAAACAGAACACCGAUAAGGGAAAUAACCCCAAGGGUUACCUACCCAGCCAUUACGAGAAAGUACAGAUGCUGCUGUCCGAUCGGUUCCUCGGCUUCUUCAUGGUGCCAAGCCAGGGCUCGUGGAACUACAACUUUAUGGGUGUAAGGCACGACCCCAACAUGAAAUACGAGCUUCAGCUGGCGAAUCCGAAGGAGUUCUAUCACGAGGUGCACAGGCCGGCUCAUUUCCUCAACUUUUCGAGCUUGGAAGACGGUGAAGGUGUCGGAGCCGAUCGGGAGGACAUGUUUGCAUAAGUUGAAUUCUUUCUGUAAUAGGUUUUUAUUUAACAGUGAAAGUACAGGAUUUGUUGCUGAAAGAACUACAGGAUAUAAACAUAGUGUGUAAAAGUCUUAUACUUGUAAUACUUAUUUUAUAUUUUCUUGUCUAAUGAUGUAUUUAAAUACGUAGGCGAUUAUUAAUUAUUAAUUACAAUUAUAAAUAUAUGUAAUGAUAAUAAAUAGUGUGUAAAAGUU